Molecule: messenger RNA, 1277 nt
Organism: Gossypium arboreum
Lineage: Eukaryota; Viridiplantae; Streptophyta; Magnoliopsida; Malvales; Malvaceae
Product: ankyrin repeat-containing protein At5g02620-like
Exons: 3
Coding region: 249-1277 (342 amino acids)
Molecular function (GO): protein binding
Source: RefSeq, a predicted model, not a curated record
AAUUUAGUGUGUAACAAUUUUCUCAGCCACCAGACACUGUACAUCCCAUUUUCUUCCAUUCUUCUCAUUCUUUGCAGUUUCCUUCAAACCAAAUUUCACCAUAAAAAACUCCUACUUUAUUGACCUCACUUCUAACCCAAUAUGCUACUAUUACUAAAGUGUUUAAGUAUAUAUAGUUGUCAUCAAUAGGUGACUUGAAUGGAGGACUUGCAAGCAAGUAACUAACAGGAAGAAAUAGAUCAACAAAAAUGGGAUCUGGGGAGCCUGAAGAGAACAUCACUCACAUGGAUGCCUGGCUGUAUAAGGCAGCAGCAGAAGGCAACAUUGAAGUAUUCAAUAAUAACCAGGGACUUCAGCUUGAGUCGCUAAAGACCCCAAACCAUGACAACAUUCUCCAUCUUAACUUGGCAACCCAGGGGAAUGCUGUCUGGCUUUUUAACAGAGUUCACUCAAUAUUCGAAUUCUUCCCCGAACAAGUUGUACUCUUCCUCGUAGAUUUUGUAUCAAGACCACAGGCUUUCCAUAUUAUCAUAAAUGUGAUAAAAAGAGAAAAGAGAUUAGAUUUUAUCAAACAAAUUCUCAUUAAGUGUCCACCACUGCUACUUCAAACGAAUGCUAAAUGUCAAAUUCCUUUGCACGUUGCAGCAAGGAAUGGGCAUUUGGCCGUUGUGAAACUUCUAAUCAAGUCUUGUGCAAAAGCUAGAGAUGGAGAUUUAGAGAAGCUGGGAACGGAUCAAGUAAAUACAGUGAGGGAGAUGCUGAGGAUUACGGAUCAGGAAUCCAACACGGCUUUACAUGAAGCAGCACGGUGUGGCAAUGUCGAAGUGGUGGAAGCAUUGCUGGAGUUUGAAGACCCUGAUUUUCAGUAUUCUGCCAACGAAAAACAGGAGACUCCACUUUACAUAGCAGCUAGGAGGAGAGGAUCUGGGCGCUUGUUGACUCUAUUAUUAGAUAAAUUCGAACCAACGCAUCAUGGCGGGCCCCACGAUAGAACAGCUUUGCAUGCAGCGGCUAUGGCUGGAGAUGCAGAGGCAAUAAGGGUAAUAUUAAAGAAGAAGGGGAAUUUGACAAAGGAAAGAGAUGAAGAUGGACAGACCCCUCUUCAUUAUGCUGCACACUUAGGUGGUAGAUUAUCAGUUGUGGAAGAACUGCUAAAAAGGGAUGUUCCAGCUGCCUACAUAGGUGAUAAAAAGAGGGGGAUGACACCCCUUCUUAUGGCAGCCAGGCAAGGUUAUGUUGUGAAAGAAUACACAAAGAACUACAAGAUAAAGCUAUAG